UCUCUUCCUAAAAGGCUGUCCCUGUCCAUGUUGAGCGCGUUUGUUCACGCGCCUUCAAUUUGUUCUUCCAACACCCUCAGUCAUUGUGUGAGUCCGAAGCUCAACCUCUCUCGCUCUUCAAUGGCCGUAUCCUCUAUUCGAAUCGCCGUCGUCGGUGAUGUGCAUGAUUGCUGGAACCUUGAACAAGAUUCGAAAGCACUUGAGCUCUUGCAGCCAGAUUUGGUGCUGUUUACAGGUGAUUUUGGUGAAGAAAAUCUUGAAGUCAUUAAGAGUGUUGUGAAUCUUGAAUUUGCUAAAGCAGUUAUAUUGGGAAACCACGAUGCCUGGUUUACUAAACAGUUUUCUGGAAGCAAGGAGAAGGAUAAAGUUCAGCUUCAGCUAGAAUGCCUUGGUAAGGAGCACGUGGCUUAUCAACGUUCAGACUUCCCUCAGAUAAAAGUAAGCGUUGUUGGUGGACGACCAUUUUCUAUUGGGGGUAAACCAAUGUUUCGGAAAAAGCUUCUUUUGGCAAGAUACGGAGUCAAAGACAUGGAUGAGAGUGCUAAGAGAAUCCAGAAAGCUGCUCUUGGAACACCAGAGGACCAUUUUCUUAUAUUACUUGCACAUAAUGGACCCACAGGCCUUGGUUCUGAUUCAAAUGAUAUAUGUGGAAAGGAUUGGGAAUUUGAGGGUGAUGGUGAUCAUGGUGACCCAGAUCUAGCACAAGCAAUAUCCUUGCUAAAGGAGAACAAUCAGAUAUCCAUUCCAUUGGUUGUGUUCGGUCACAUGCACAAAGAGCUGGCAUAUGGCAAUGGCUUUAGGAAAAUGAUUGUGGUUGGCGCUGAUAACACCAUAUACUUGAAUGGGGCAAUUGUUCCAAGGGUCAAAAGGUUGGGUGGUGAUGAAGACAAGAAAAGCUUAGAUGAUGAAAGUGCCCUUGCCUCACCAGAGGCCAAAGGUACAAGAAGAGCCUUUACUUUAGUUGAGAUUUCGGAAGGAAGAGUUGCCAAGAUUGCAGAAAGUUGGGUCUCGGUUGUCGAAGAUAGGACCACAUUAGAAGAAGAGCACAUACUAUUUGAGAGCAGCUAGGAUCCUCAUCCUCCACAUAUAGGUUCCUGCUUCAGUCACAUGGAUUUUAAUGCGCAUAGAUAAAUGCAGCCAGGGGUGAAUUAUGUCUCGAUACUCAUGAAUACAUCGUAUUUAAUGUUAGUAACUACUGUAUAGACUUGAUAAAUGGUACAUGCUCUGAUACCAAUUCCCCCUUAUCUAGGUGGUGAUUUAUUGCUUGUACCGCUCCUCCAUUCUAUGUGGCAAUUCAAAUGUGCAGGGUUCGUGUCAUUAUUUUCUUUCUAGCAUAGAGGACACCUAUUUCUUUUGCUUGUCCUUGCACAGUUGGAUAGAUGUUGAAUGAUGUAGGUGGGUCUAUUGGAUUACCCAGGCUGUUCCAUUUUGCCGUCAUGGUGCCUAUUCUUUUUAACCUGGCACUGUCUGCAUGUGGUGCCAUUUUAUUGUCCAAAA
Molecule: messenger RNA, 1497 nt
Organism: Glycine soja
Lineage: Eukaryota; Viridiplantae; Streptophyta; Magnoliopsida; Fabales; Fabaceae
Exons: 9
Coding region: 28-1068 (346 amino acids)
Molecular function (GO): hydrolase activity
Source: RefSeq, a predicted model, not a curated record